AUGGAGGAGCAGAUUUAUCGCUUCUUGCUCGACGAUGUCGCUCUGGACGUGUGUUUCGAGAUGCACCGCCAGAUCUCGGUGGAUGGAGUGAGCCUUGAGGAGCUCUACGACGUGGAACCCAUUGAAUGCACAGUUGACACACCUGUUGUGGAGCAGGACAGCGUCUUUGUGAGCUGCCUGUAUUGCAAGCGACAAGUGCAUGCGUCCAGAUACACGAACCACUUGGAAAAGUGCAUGACCGGCUCGCGACGCAUGGUGACGCCCAAGCAGCGGCAAGAUGCAGCACGAGAGACAGAACGCACGCAGCUACAAAUUCUGAGCAAACCUCAACUCUACGGUGCCGGUGCAUCGUAGGUUAAAUCGAUUGAAAAAUAGCAGAUAAGUAGUUAACCCACAAGCACCUUUUGUCGUGAUUCAGUCAGAAAUCUGGCAAAUCACUAUCAUCAAACUCAAAGUCGGACACUUCGCUGUGUCUUGGAGA
This is a messenger RNA of Phytophthora infestans T30-4, 481 nucleotides long. RefSeq lists its product as uncharacterized. The record is from RefSeq and is a predicted model, not a curated record. The transcript has 3 exons. Bases 1 to 354 code for a protein of 117 amino acids. Lineage: Eukaryota; Oomycota; Peronosporomycetes; Peronosporales; Peronosporaceae.